AUGGAGGCGCUGCGGCGGCCGGCGCUGCCCGAGGACGCGGUGCGCUACCGCCUGUUUGCGGCGGCGGCGGCGGCGGGCCCGGGCGGCGAGGCGCUGCUGCGGCGCUGCGCUGAGCUGGCCCUGGUGCGCUUGGCCCCGCUCUUGGCCGCCUGCGUGUGGCAGCGGCAGCCGUUCCGCCUGCGCUACGUGCCGGGCCGCGGUGAGCCGGGAGCGGGGCGGGAGGCGCGGCGGGAGGAGCGCCCGGAGCGGGGGGACUGGGAGGAGGAGCCGGCGGCCGGGAACCGUGAGAGAGACCUGGAGGCCGUAAUCUUGGAGCAUCUGAAGGGGAACCCGGGAGCGUGUGAGGGGGACCCGGCGGCCGGGAACCGAGGGCAUGUGAGGGAGAAUCGCAAUCGUUUGAAGGAACCGGCGGCCGGGAACCGGGAGCUUGUGAGGGCGAAUCGGGAGAGUGUGAGGGACACCUGGCGGCCGGAACCGGAAUCUUUUGAGGGGGGACCUGGCGGGCUGGAACCGGGAACGAGUGAGGGAGAACCGAGGCCAUGUGAGGGGCUCACGGCGCCGAGAAUCGGGAUCUUUGGAGGAGAGACCGGCGGCCGGGAGCUGACGGCAUGUGAGGGGGACCCGGCGGGCUCGAACCGGGAGCGUGUGAGGGGGGACCCGGCGGCUUCCCCGACUCUCGGUGUCACAGCACGGGUUAACCCAGUGAGGCAUCUGGUGCCGCCUCCCCGCUGCAGCGGGGCCAUCCCCGGGCACAGGACACAAGAUUCUGUCAGCAGGGUCUGCGAUAUCCGCAGUGAGGGAGACUCCGCAGCCCGUGUGGACAAUCUGUUGCUGGGCACGGCGUUGCUGAGCCGCCUCUCCUCUCUGUGCCCCGUGCAGGCGAGAUCCCGGCGCACUUGGGCGGCACCGCGGUGUUCGGGGAUAACGUGGAGGAUGAGUGGUUCAUUGUGUAGCUGCUGCGGGCGAUCAGCCGGGAGUUGCCGGGGCUGGCAGCCAGGUGACUGUCACUCGGUGUUUGUAUGCACAGCUGGUGCAGCAGCAGUUUGUUCCAGACAGACGCAGUGGAUACACCCUGCCCGCCCCAGCUCAUCCUCAGUACAGAGCCUGCGAGCUGGGCAUGAAGCUGGGAAUGAUUCCUGGGGCAUUUUGGCCUUGGCUCAUGCAUGUGCAGGGAAUGGGUCCUUGUCUGGAAGUUGCCUGCUUGUCCAGAGAAAUGUGAGCAAAGUCUGUCCCACCUUGAGAACCUCUUGUUGUUGCAUCUUUUGUCUGCAGGCUCAUGGCUUUGAAAUGUUGUGCUCCAAGAGCAGCAAAGUGGCUCCUGAUGCCAAGAGAAACGUGUUAAGGGGUCCCCUGUGGGAGAGAUUCCUCAGGAGCUUGAAGGAGAAGGAUUAUUUCAAGGGAGAAAUGGAAGGAUCAGCCAAGUACCUGGAGCUGUUGCACAUGGCAGAAGAUCACUUCCAGCAAUCUGUUGCAGUGCCAGAAAGCUGUGAUGAAGUGAGCCCAGGUGAUGAAAUCCUGGCACUACUACAGACAACCCCCAUUGAUCUGAAGGAAUUGGAGAGAGAAGCAGCUUGUCUUCCUGCAGAGGAUGAUGACAGCUGGCUGGAUAUGACACCAGGUGCUCUGGAUCAGAUGCUGAAGGAGACAAGAAAUGAGUCCCUUCCUUCCCCAAAAGAGGAGGAGCAAAACUAUGACUUGGAAACAGUUGCUGAGGGCAUGAAGGCUUUUGUGUCCAAAGUGUCCACGGAGGAAGGAGCAGAAAUGCCAUGGUCAUCUGAUGAAUCCCAAGUUACCUUUGAUGUGGAUUGUUUUACAAAAGCUCUGGACAGAAUUUUAGGGGCAGACUCAGAGGAGCUGGAUUCUGAUGAUGUGGAUGAAGAGGAGGAGUUUGGUUUCUCAGAUGAGGAUGAUGAAGAGCUGGAUGCUGGGAAUGGAAGGCAGGAGCAGAAGGUGUCUCCUGAGGAGCUCGUGGGCAGUCUCAAGGCGUACAUGGAGGAGAUGGACCGUGAGCUGGCACAGACCAACGUUGGGAAAAGUUUCAGCAGCCACAAGAGAGGGGUGAGUGUGCCUUGGGCUCUGAUUUGCAGCAGUAAUUUCCAAGCAGGAAAUGUGCUGCAAGUGGCCAUUCUGAGUAAUGGGAUUGAAACCUUCCCACGUGCAAGCAAAGUGUGCUGGACCUGCACCAUCAUACAUUUUUUAUAAACUGAAACUUACCUAAGCUUGGAAUUUGCCCAU
Melospiza georgiana is the source of this 2235-nucleotide messenger RNA. RefSeq lists its product as uncharacterized. Gene Ontology annotation, cellular component: nucleus. Bases 1 to 2202 code for a protein of 733 amino acids. NCBI's taxonomy places the organism in Eukaryota, Metazoa, Chordata, Aves, Passeriformes, Passerellidae. The record is from RefSeq and is a predicted model, not a curated record. The transcript has 9 exons.